Messenger RNA from Acytostelium subglobosum LB1, 2343 nucleotides. RefSeq lists its product as hypothetical. Gene Ontology annotation, molecular function: cysteine-type deubiquitinase activity. The transcript has 4 exons. Lineage: Eukaryota; Evosea; Eumycetozoa; Acytosteliales; Acytosteliaceae. Gene Ontology annotation, biological process: protein deubiquitination. Bases 1 to 2343 code for a protein of 780 amino acids. The record is from RefSeq and is a predicted model, not a curated record.
AUGUACAGACAUACGAUUGGCAAGCAUCGUAAUGUCAAGUUGAAAGAGUUGAAGAAGAAUACGAUCAGUUUGGAAGACCUAAAGUUUGAUCGUCUGAACGUCAUCUCAUUCCACGCCAGCAGUGAUGAGCAUCGAAGUGGAUUCUUUAGCAAGCUCAAGGGCAAGUUGGCGCCAAAGAAGGAUGCGGCGCAAGCCCAUCCCUCGGGUGUUGGUGCGGCUGCCUCAUCCUCCGCGCCCGCCUCCGCCACCUAUGUCGCCGACCCCUCACAACAGUUGGCCAAGCAUAGAGGUGUGUGCGGUCUGACCAACCUUGGCAACACAUGCUUUAUGAACUCUGCCUUGCAGUGUCUGUCACACACAAUGCCAUUCACCGAGUUCUUCCUCUCUGGCCGCUACGUGAGUGACAUCAACAAGGUCAAUCCACUGGGCAUGAAGGGCCAGAUUGCCGAGAUCUACGGCAAGUUGAUGCGUGACAUGUGGUCGGGCUCAUCAUGUAUUGCACCCAAGAACCUCAAGUGGAUCAUUGGUCGAUAUGCGCCACAGUUCAGUGGCUACUCACAACAGGACUCUCACGAGCUCAUCUCAUUCCUGCUCGAUGGACUGCACGAGGACAUGAACAGAGUGCUCAAGAAGCCAUACAUCGAGGAGAAGGAGGACCCCAAGGAGCCAAGGGAGGACUCCAUCGUGGCAUCCGAAUACUGGGACAAUCAUCUCAGGAGGAAUCAAUCAGUUGUAGUUGAUCUGUUCCAAGGACAAUAUAAGAGUACGUUGGUGUGUAGCAAGUGCUCAAAGGUCAGCAUUACAUUCGAUCCAUUCAUGUUUGUUACAUUGCCAAUACCUAUAUCCAACGAUAGACUGUUUGAGAUAUUGCUGUAUAGGUGUAAGCCAGUUGGACCAAUUGGACCUGAUGCACAGGGCGUCUAUAGUCUAAACAAUGCAAUGGCACCAAUAAGAUAUUGUAUCAAACUGAACAGACGCGAUUAUGUCCAGACACUGAGAAUUGAGCUGUCCAUGCUGACGGGCAUCCCAUCCACCUGCAUCGCACUGGCAGAGAUUUUCAACAACAGGAUCUACACCUUCUUGAGCGAUCAGAAGUUGCUCUCAUUUAUCAAGGAGCGCGAGACACUCAUUGCCUACGAGCUGCCGCCAGGAUCGGGUGAAGAGGUGUCACGUCUACAUAUCGUGCAUCGCAGACACAAGGACCUGAUGCUCAUCCCAUUCGUCAUACUGUGCAAGUUCUCCCAAGUCACCUGCAAGGACAUCUAUCGUAUGGUUUGGGAGCGAGUUGGACAUCGAGUUAAGAAAGGAUGGCGCUCAGCCGUCCAUCGCUCAUCCAAGGAGAGCCUGGUGUCAGCGCACUCCUCAACCACCACAGCAGCACCAACAUCAACAUCUGCGACGACAACAACUACUGCAGCCAACAAACAAACAAACGGUGGUCACCAAGAUAACAAGGACAGCCCUGUUAGCACACCAGAGAACUUCUCCAAUCCAGAUGUUAGUCAGUUGGCAACGGACGAUGAUAAUAGCUCAAUCACAGACGAUGAGUCUGAGAAUGAAUAUAUGUAUCCAUUUGUAUUGAAGACCGCCAAUGGAUAUGGUAAUGUCUGUGAUCGAUGUACCAAUGGCUGCACAGGAUGCGUUAUAACGUGUGAUGGCGCGCCACUCAAGGAGGUGUUCACCAAGCCCAAGUUCUGGAGUGAAGGAUGCAACAAUAUUAUCAUCGAUUGGAGACCAGAGGCAUUGCCCUUCUUUGAGGACAGUGAAUCAUUGGACAAUCAUCACCUGGUCAAGCAGGAUCAAACUGUGGCACUCAAGACACAACGCCGAGGAGAGAUCAACCUCAACGACUGUCUCAGUCUGUUCACCAAGAACGAGAAGCUAGGUCCCAACGAUACCUGGUUCUGUCCAGGUUGCAAGCAACACAAUGAAGGAACAAAGAAACUUGAGAUCUGGAAGACACCAAGAUUCCUGAUCAUACAUCUGAAGCGUUUCCAGUACAAUCAGAGACAUGAAAAGAUCAACGCAUACAUAGACUUCCCACUGGACAAUCUGGACCUGUCAAGAUGGGUGUUGAACAAAGCCGGUAUACCUCCAAUCUAUCAACUCUACGCCGUCUCCAAUCACAUGGGUGGAAUGGGUGGAGGACAUUACACUGCCAGCGUAAAGUAUAGAGACCGAUGGUUUAUGGUCAGUGACUCCUCAUAUUAUUCAAUCAGUGAGUCAUCAGUUAGAUCGCCAGAGGCCUAUGUCCUAUUCUACGAGCUAAAGCAAGGACAAGAAGCAGCAAACGUACCUAUCCCUAUCCCAACUACGACAACAUCAUCAUCAACAUCAUCAUAA